CUAGAUAAGGUUAGGAAGAAAGAGGGCAAUGGCUGCGAUUAGUUGCAGCAACCAAACUGCAAUGGCUUCUCUGCCAGCCCUUCCAUCUUCUUCUUCUUCUUCUUCUUCUCUGCUCCCAACCAACAAUCAACACCUCUCCCUCUUUCACGUCCCCAGUAGAUGCAUCAAAGUCUCCAAAAAGCCUCUCUCUUUCAGAGUUCAGGCCGCCAAGCUUCCAGCUGGUGUGGAGUUGCCAAAGGUGAAGCCCGAGUUCAAAGCCCCUUUUGGUGGGUUCACAAGGACGGCAGAGAUAUGGAACUCGAGAGCCUGCAUGAUUGGGCUCAUUGGCACUUUCGUUGUGGAAUUCAUUAUACACAAGGGAAUUCUUCAAGUGAUUGGAGUGGAUGUUGGGAAAGGGCUUGAUCUCCCGCUUUGAAUCCUCACACUGCUUUCGUUUGCACCAAACGUUGGCAUUUUACUUUUCUGUAAUUUUUGUGGAUAGAAUUGCAGUUGUCUGCACUGUCUUGUUUCUGGCUUUGCUUUUGCUUUUCUUGGUUGUAAAAUGAAGCCUGAAAAUCAUCUCAAAAGUCCAUACUUUUUCUCUUUUAGAAA
Molecule: messenger RNA, 591 nt
Organism: Diospyros lotus (date-plum)
Lineage: Eukaryota; Viridiplantae; Streptophyta; Magnoliopsida; Ericales; Ebenaceae
Product: light-harvesting complex-like protein OHP1, chloroplastic
Exons: 3
Coding region: 29-415 (128 amino acids)
Source: RefSeq, a predicted model, not a curated record